GCCAUGGAACUCUCCAAUUUUUCUUCAUUUCUUUUCAUUCUCUCUCUUUUCUCCGUUCUCCAAACAUCGACUAUUGCCACUAAAAAGCCAUACAUCGUAUACCUCGGAUCACAUUCUCAUGGUUCGAGUCCUUCCUCGUUGGAUCUCCAACUUGUAACAAAAUCUCAUUAUGAUUUACUAGGAUCAGUGUUGGGAAGCAAAGAGAUAGCCAAGGAAGCUAUUUUCUACUCAUACAACAGAUAUAUCAAUGGCUUCGCCGCAAUGCUCAAUGAAAAACAAGCCGCAGAUCUUGCAAGAAUUCCAAAUGUGAUUUCUGUUUUUGAAAAUAAGGAGAGACAACUACACACAACAAGAUCAUGGGAUUUUCUUGGACUAGAAACACAAGGAGUUCCUUCCGACUCUAUUUGGAAUGUUACAAGGUUUGGUAAAGAUGCAAUUAUAGCUAACAUUGACACAGGUGUUUGGCCAGAAUCUAAGAGCUUCAGUGACGAAGGAUAUGGGCCCGUCCCUUCAAGGUGGCUGGGCAGUUGUCGAAGUGGCGCUGACCCCAACUUCCAUUGCAACAGGAAGCUAAUUGGAGCAAGGUUCUUUAACUUAGCCAAUGGUCCACUCAAUGGCAGCCUCAAUUCUCCAAGGGACCAUCAAGGCCACGGAACCCACACUUUAUCCACGGCUGGGGGCAACUUUGUCUCUGGAGCUAAUGUUUUUGGCUACGCAAAUGGAACUGCCAAAGGUGGCUCACCUCGAGCCCGUGUUGCGUCCUACAAGGUCUGUUGGGAAGCGGAAGGUGGAGGGUGUUUUGACGUGGAUAUCUUAGCUGCCUUCGAAGCUGCCAUUGGUGAUGGGGUUGACGUUAUCUCAGCUUCUCUUGGUGCAAUUCCCUCAGACUUCCUAGACGAUGGGCUAUCUAUAGGGGCCUUUCAUGCAGUUCAGCAUGGCAUCGUUGUUGUUUGUUCGGCUGGAAACUUAGGACCAGAUCCUACAAGUGUAUCAAACGUAUCGCCAUGGAUGUUAACCGUUGGAGCUAGUACCAUUGAUAGGGAGUUCACAAAUUUCAUAGUCCUAGGGAACAACAAGAAACUCAAGGGUGCAAGCCUUUCUUCUAAGGCAUUAACAGAUGACAAGUUCUACCCUUUAAUCAACGCUGUGGAUGCAAAAGCCAACAAUGUCCCAGAACUUGCGGCGGAAGUGUGUGAUGAGGGAACACUUGACCCCACCAAAUUGAAUGGGAAGAUUGUGGUGUGCGUUGUUGGGGUUAUUGCAAGAGUGACCAAAGGUUACUUAGCAGCUCAAGCAGGGGCGGUUGGGAUGAUCUUGGUUAACGAUGAAGAGAGUGGGAAUGAGAUUAAAGCUGAUCCACACAUCAUUCCAGCAUCCCAUGUAACCUAUAAUGACAGUAUAACCAUCUCUCAAUAUAUCAGCUCUACAAGAACACCCAUGGCUUACAUCAGUUCGGUAACGGCAAAGCUCGGUGUCACGCCAGCCCCAACCGUGGCUAGGUUCUCAGGAAGAGGCCCAAGUAUAAUCGAGGAGUCAAUCCUCAAGCCAGAUAUAAUAGCACCAGGUGUGAAUAUAAUUGCGGCUUACCCCGAUGGAAUACCAUUGGCAAAUCUGCCCGUUGAUGAUCGUCGAGGUCCUUUUAUGGUAUACUCUGGCACAUCCAUGUCUUGCCCCCAUGUUUCUGGCAUUGUAGGCCUUCUCAAAACCCUAAAUCCCAAAUGGAGUCCAGCCGCCAUUAAAUCAGCAAUUAUGACCACAGCCAAAACAAGAGACAGCAGCUUACAUCCAAUUGUCGACCUCGACGGAGUGAUAGCAACUCCAUUAGCAUACGGCGCAGGACAUGUUCAUCCAAACAGCGCGAUGGACCCUGGCCUCGUUUACGACAUUACAAUCGACGAUUACCUAAAUUUCUUGUGCUCUCGAGGCUACAAUGCAACGCAAAUGAAAAAAUUCUCAAACAAUACAUUCGUUUGCAAUAAAUCAUUCAAAGUGACUGACCUUAAUUAUCCAUCCAUCUCAGUCGCGGAUUUGAAAACAGGCCCUGUGACGAUCAAUCGAAAGGUGAAGAACGUGGGAAGUCCAGGGAAGUAUGUUGCUCGAGUAACGUCGCCUUUGGAAGUUUCAAUCGUGGUUGAGCCGAGUACAUUGCAAUUUAGCGCCAUGGAUGAAGAGAAGAGCUUCAGGGUUGUGUUGCAGAGAAGUGGAAAGGGAAAUCAACAAGGUUAUGUGUUCGGAACAUUGGAAUGGUCAGAUGGGAAACACAGUGUUAGAAGCCCCAUUGCUUUCAAUUUGGGGAAAUAGUUUCGAAAUUCUCUGAUUGAGUGCUAAAGGAUUUAGAACAAUAGGGGAUGACAAAAUUGAUAGCUUAUUAUAAGAUAUGGUUGUCUAUCAAGUUGUCGUAGCUAU
Messenger RNA from Cucurbita moschata (crookneck pumpkin), 2406 nucleotides. RefSeq names its product subtilisin-like protease SBT5.3. The transcript has 11 exons. Lineage: Eukaryota; Viridiplantae; Streptophyta; Magnoliopsida; Cucurbitales; Cucurbitaceae. The record is from RefSeq and is a predicted model, not a curated record. Gene Ontology annotation, molecular function: serine-type endopeptidase activity. Gene Ontology annotation, biological process: proteolysis. The coding region runs from base 4 to 2301 and encodes 765 amino acids.